GUAAAGACGACCACGUCGCGAAGCAAUUCGGUGGUAAAAUUUCGCUGGACUCGUUCACCAAAGUCUACCAGGACAUGCGGAACUUCUACCUGCAGAAACAAGGACUUUUUGGAUCAGAAGACACCAAGACGCUAGCGAUCGCAUUAAUAGACGA
Molecule: messenger RNA, 154 nt
Organism: Amoebophrya sp. A120
Lineage: Eukaryota; Dinophyceae; Syndiniales; Amoebophryaceae
Source: the annotation of a GenBank genome assembly